GACAGGAGGAAGUGAGUGAGGAGUCACGUGACCACAGGCAGGGAGACGUUGUGGGGGGACGGGGGCUGAUCUCUCCGGUGUCUCGGUGCAGGCAAUGGUCAGAUAUUAGUCGGGGGGGUCUGGAGACUGACGUCAGUGACGUGCCCGCUGUUACAUUGGGGUAGAUGAAUAGUGCACACUGUAGUUACUGCUCUUCCAUUGCUGCUUAGCACAGAUACCUCUAGCUAUUGUGUGGCCCCGAGAGCCACCGAGGACAGGACCCCGAAGAACACUUCCACAGGAGGCUCCAGGAUCCAUACAGGAUGUUCGCUCAGUUGCUGUGCGUCUGCCUAGCUGCUGUCUCGGUCGUGGCUGCUCAAGUGGUUGAUGACUGCAAACUGAACAAGAUGUCCCCCUCUGAACAGGCUGUCCUCGACAGACUGGCCCCCUUGAAGCACAAAAGGUUUGAGACCACCACUGACGAUGGCAAAGACUCCUAUACCUACACAUUAGUAAUUUGUGGUGGGGUCUUCAAUGGCAGCAAAAGCAGCAAUGAAGGAUUGGUGCAAAACAAAACGAAAGAACAACAGAUCACUGUGGUCGGCCGCAUCAACGACACUCGCAUCAUCAAUGGAACUGAUUGGAUCUUACUGACUUAUUCUUCUGGAGAGAAUUACGACACUCACUGUGGUGGAGAGCCAAGGAAAGCGAUGAUUAUGAUAUCCUGUAACAAGAAAACACUGGCGGACGGCUUCAUGGUAGUUGCUGAGCAAAGAGACAAGACAAAUGACUGUUUCUACCUAUUUGAGAUGGACAGCAGUGUUGCUUGUCCUCCUGAGGAGUCUCAUCUCAGCGUGGGCUCCAUCCUUCUCAUUGUGUUUGCUGUACUGAUUGCAAUUUACAUUAUUGGUGGAUUCCUGUACCAGCGGUUUGUUGUAGGAGCCAAAGGUAUGGAGCAGUUUCCAAACAUCACCUUCUGGAGAGAUCUGGGCAACCUAGUCGCAGAUGGUUGUGAUUUUGUGUGUCGGUCUCAACCCCGAUCUUCAGAAACUGCCUACCGAGGUGUUGGUGAUGAUCAACUUGGAGAGGAGCCAGAAGAGCGAGAUGACCACCUAUUACCUAUGUGAUUCAUUCAUGACAUCGUCACAAAAAUUAGCAAUUGGAAGAAGUACAGAUCUUCCACAACAUUCUUCCCCGGCUGCUUAAAAAUCCUUUGUUUCCUAUUGCUCCUUUGCUGCAGUUGGGGUUCUCUGCCCCCGUAACCCUUCUGUAGUGUAACCCUACACUGGGCAGCCACCUCCUGUGCUUUGUACAGGGAGUAUAGCCAACGUGGUACUUUUGGUUUAUGGCCAGAAAUAAACCUGAUGUCUUCUCCUGUAUUAGCACUACAUGGGUACAGGCCGUAAACCAAGAAACAUACUCAGGAUAAGUCAGGAAGUCGAUAGAAGAGACAUGGAGGACGACCUUUCUUUGGAUCAUGUCUUACCACUGUGUGGACAGACACAUGAGUGCUCUGAGGGUCACAACAAUAGUCCUCUGUAAGAUGGACUAAUUGGCAAAACAGCGUAAUUGACAAAGUGUAAGGUAUAUAAUAAACUUGUGUAUGGCCACUCAAAUAACGUCACUAAACUGAACCCACUUAAACUCUUUUGUACACACUGGGGACACUCGAACCUGUGCGGUUAUACUGUACGUUUCAUCACCAUUGGGUUUGUGUGACUUAGAGCAGCAUCUGAAUCACUAUUCCACUCUCUCGCUUAGCUCUCCCUCUUAAUAUUUUUUCGGUUACAGUUUUGGGGUAUUUACCUUUUUACGGGUGUUUAUAUCUUGUGUGACUUAUUGGCAGUUUUGGAAUUUUUUUUUCUUUGUUUCUGUUUUUUAACAAAAGAAUUAAAAAGGGAAGAAAAAAAAUGAAACUAA
Bufo gargarizans (Asiatic toad) is the source of this 1899-nucleotide messenger RNA. It is a transcript of the gene M6PR, whose product is annotated as mannose-6-phosphate receptor, cation dependent. Gene Ontology annotation, molecular function: protein domain specific binding. The transcript has 7 exons. Gene Ontology annotation, biological process: protein targeting to lysosome. The record is from RefSeq and is a predicted model, not a curated record. NCBI's taxonomy places the organism in Eukaryota, Metazoa, Chordata, Amphibia, Anura, Bufonidae. Gene Ontology annotation, cellular component: trans-Golgi network; Golgi apparatus; endosome. The coding region runs from base 303 to 1106 and encodes 267 amino acids.